Messenger RNA from Staurois parvus, 303 nucleotides. NCBI's taxonomy places the organism in Eukaryota, Metazoa, Chordata, Amphibia, Anura, Ranidae. The record is from the annotation of a GenBank genome assembly.
GAAGAUGUCGGCUCGGUCAUGUGAUCAGCUGUGUCCAAUCACAGCUGAUCGCAUGUAAAUAAGGAAAUGCUGGUAAUUGGCAUUCCUCAGAGGGGACAUGUACACUGAUCAUCAGGGCACUGAUGAUCAGUGUGCCCUGAUGAUCAGUGUAGCCUCAGCAGUGCCACCUGUCAGUGCCCAUCAAUGCCAGCUAUAUCAGUGCCAUCCAGUGCCUCAUCAAUGCCACAUAUCAGUGCCUACCAGUGCACAUCAAUGCCACAUAUCAGUGCCCAUCUGAGCUGCCUUUCAGUGUCACCUAUCAGU